AUGAGUUUGCAAAUUGAAUUUCUGAAAUCGCCGCCUGUUUUUCAACCUGGCGAAAAAGUCGAAGGAUUUGUGAUUUUGGAGCUGGAUGAGGAUAUGAAGGUGGGAUUUUUUGGGGAUGAAUUUUGAAAAUUUGAAAAUUUGAACCUUGGUUCGGGAUUGUGAAGUGUUUACAAUAUCAAAAAUUUGAAACUGAAAAAAAAUAACAAAUUUUUGAAACAGUGAAUUUUUUUUUGUAAACUUUAGAAACAAAAUUACAGUAUUCCAAACCUUGACUUGAAUUUUCAUUAUUUCUGAAAUAUUACUGUACAAUUUUGAUUAGUAAUUCAGAAUUCCAAAUUUUUUAAAAGUUCAAUUUGUGAAAAAUUAUCAAAUUAUUUAAAUCUGCAAAAAAUAUUUAAAAAUUAUUGAAACAGUGAAUUUUUUUGGUUGAUAAAAUUUUCAAAAUUUGUAUAAUUUUUGGGAACAAGCCGUAGAAAUCAAAAAAAUUUUCAAAAAUUUCAUCAACGAAAAAAUUCACUGUUUCAAAAUUUUUUUAUUAUUUUUUCGGUUUCUACAAUUUCGCUUGCUCUAUUGUUUCAAAUUGCAGAUUUCUUUGUAGCAAAUCUAGUUUUGUCAACUUCAGAAACUUUAUCUACAAUAUCCCAAACCUGGCUUAAAAUUUUCAAAAUUUCUGAAAUAUUACUGUACAAUUUUGAUACCAGAUUUUGAUUAGCGAUUCAAAAUUCCGAAUUUUCUGAAAAAUUAAAGAUAAACUACCAAAUGAUUUGUAACUGCAAAAAAAUUAUAAAAAAUUUUUGAAACAGUGAAUUUUUAUGGUUGAUGAAAAUUUGAAAAUUUGUAUAAUUUUAGGGAACAAGCCGUAGAAAUCAAAAAAUUUGAAACUGCAAAAAAUUAUAACAAAUUUUUGAAACAGUGAAUUUUUUAGUUUAGAAUUGUUGCAUUAUUCUACAGUUUUGGAGUGAAAAAACCAUUUUUUCGCGUUGAAAACAAAUUCCACGUAGAUUUAGGCCCUAGAAUAACCCAAAAUUAACCGAAUUUCAUCAACGAAAAAAUUCACUGUUUCAAAAAUUUGACAUUAUUUUUUCGGUUUCUAAUAUUCCGCUGUAGCAGAUUUUUUGGUUGCAAAUCUAGUUUUGUAAACUUCUGAAACAAUAUUACAGUAUUCCAAACCUAGACUUGAAUUUUCAAAAUUUCUGAAAUAUUACUGUACAAUCACAGUAUACAUAUUUUAUGGCAAAAAUUCCAGUUUAAUUCUGAAUUCAAAACUCAAUACGACAAGCUAUCAAAUUAUUUAAAACUGCAAAAAUAUUUUCAAAAUAUUUUGAAACAGUGAAUUUUUUUGGUUGAUGAAAAUUUUCAUAAUUUUUAUACACUUAUCAAAAAAAUUGAAACUGCAAAAAUUAUAAGAAAUUUUUGAAAAAGUGAAUUUUUUAGUUCAGAAUUAUUGCAUUAUUCUACAGUUUUGGAGUGAAAAAACCAUUUUUUCGCAUUGGAAACAAAUUCCACGUGUAUUUAGGCCCAACAAUUAUACAAAUUUCAAAAUUUUCAUCAACGAAAAAAUUCACUGUUUCAAAAAUUUGUUAUAAUUUUUUCAGUUUCGAAUAUUCCGCUGUAGCAGAUUUUUUGGUUGCAAAUCUAGUUUUGUAAACUUCUGAAACAAUAUUACAGUAUUCCAAACCUAGACUUGAAUUUUCAAAAUUUCUGAAAUAUUACUGUACAAUUUUGAUUAGUAAUUCAUAAUUCCAAAUUUUUUAAAAGUUCAGUUUGUGAAAAAUUAUCAAAUUAUUUAAAACUGCAAAAAUAUUUUCAAAAUAUUUUGAAACAGUGAAUUUUUUGGUUGAUGAAAAUUUAAAAAGUUGUAUAAUUUUAGGAAGCAAGCCGUAGAAAUCAAAACAUUUGAAACUGCAAAAAAUUAUAAGAAAUUAUUGAAACAGUGAAUUUUUUGUGAUAACAUUUUUCACAUUUUCUGGAUUAUUUCUGGAUUCAAAAAUUUUAAUUGAUGAAAAUUCCACGUGGAUUUCGGCUCUCAAAAUCCUCAAAAUUGGUUGAUACUUGGGCUAACUUGCGCUGUGUAAACAACGAUUUUUUCAGGCUAGAUUUGUCGAAAUUUGUGCUCACGGUGAAGCGCACGCUCAUUGGUCAGAAAGUGAGCACAGAUCAAGAACGUGAGUUUUGUUUUUUUUUUUUUUUGAAAAAUUUUUCCCUUCUCAACCCCCCAAGAAAUUUUUCAGGGAUUCUCAAGGCAAAACCGUAUCCUACAGUGAAUCAAUUCCCUAUUCCGCGCGGAAAGAAUAUCUACACAUUGCCAAAAAAUCGUGGCAAGGUGAAAAACUACCACGUGGUCUACACAAAUUCGCAUUCUCAUUUGAUCUACCCCCGAAUUUCCUGCCGCCAAGUUUUGAAUGUAUCUAUGGAAAUAUUCGAUAUUAUAUUCAUGUCACUUUGGAUCGACCGUGGAUUUGGAAUAAGAGAUCGAAGAAGUGUUUUACUGUGAUUCCACAGGUUAAUUUGCUCAAUUAUCCGUUUGCCACGUGUUAUACGGAAUUGGCGGCGGCUAGGAAUACUGGAUUGAUUUUUAAGAGUGGAAUUGUGGAGUUGAAGGUGGGUGGAAAAAUUUACUGUUUCAAAAAUCUAACAAAAAAUGCUCUUAUUCUGUGAUUUCAAUUUCUUUCAAUUCAAAAUUUUACUGCUUCAAAAAUUUGAUUUGACAAAAAUUACACCGAAAAAAAUCGUUUGAAUAAUUUUUAUAAUAUUUUACUGUUUCAAAAAUUUUGUUUAAGAAAAACAGGAUAAAAAAUUAAAAAUGACAGGAAUUUGAAAUUUCGUUGAAUACAGCUCUUCAAAAAAAAAUUUUACUUUCUCAAAAUUUAGAUUUGACAAACAUUUCACUGAGAAAAUCGUUAGAACAAUUUUGAAAAAUUCACUGUUUCAAAAUUUUGAUUAUCAUAUUUAGUGUCAAAAAAAUCCCAUUCUUUACAGGCCUCAAUUCCAAAACGUGGCUUCGUAGCCGGCGAAAUCGUGCCAAUCCAAAUCCACAUCAACAACUCCUCCAAAAAACCCAUAAUCGAGAUAUCCAUCAAACUUUUGCAAAAAAUUCGAGCAAUUGCACGGCGUGGCUCGAGUUUUCACACUUAUUCACCGAAUUCCACACAUUAUUCGGUGAAAAAUUAUGAGAAAACGAUUGAGAAACAUCAUGAGCAAUUGGAUUUGCCGAAAUUUACGAAAUCGGAUUUUAGGGUUAUGAUGAAAAUUCCGGUGACUGUGGCGACUUUUGAAGAAUGUCCUGUUAUUCAGGUAAGUGUUUUGGAGGGGCCUUUAGGCCUUAGGCCCGGCAUUAGUCUUAGGCUCAGAUUUCAGUUUCAAAUGAGACCUCAAAAUAACAAAAUUUUCACGUCGAAUAAUUUUUAAUGAAAUUUUGAAACAGUAAAGAAAGUUUUAUGUCAAAAUUUUGAAACGUAUUUUUUUGUGAAUUUUAAGACCCUACUAAAAAAGCUAAGCCCAACCUAAGCCUAACCUUAGCCUGAGCCUAAGCCUAACUUUUUCCAGGUCACCUACAUCGCCCGAAUCAAAAUCGAAAACGAUGAAAUGUUCAUGAGCAGUGUCACCUGCGAUAUUCCCUUAGUUAUCGGAACUAUCCCAAUUUUCACCAACUUGGCUCCUGAAGUUAGCCAAACUUCCGAAGCUCCGCCUCCAUAUUCAUUAAAUGAUUCGUUGCCACCAAGUUACGAAGAAUCGAUGGAAAAAAUCGAAAAAGACGAUUUCGAACCGUUUUGCCCGAUUUAUCCGGUUUUUCGAAAUUUACCGAGUGCGCCGCCGGAAAAUGCUAAUUAA
Messenger RNA from Caenorhabditis angaria, 3831 nucleotides. NCBI's taxonomy places the organism in Eukaryota, Metazoa, Nematoda, Chromadorea, Rhabditida, Rhabditidae. The record is from the annotation of a GenBank genome assembly.